Messenger RNA from Carassius auratus (goldfish), 2757 nucleotides. RefSeq names its product pannexin-3. Bases 458 to 1831 code for a protein of 457 amino acids. Gene Ontology annotation, biological process: monoatomic cation transport; positive regulation of interleukin-1 production; cell-cell signaling. The record is from RefSeq and is a predicted model, not a curated record. NCBI's taxonomy places the organism in Eukaryota, Metazoa, Chordata, Actinopteri, Cypriniformes, Cyprinidae. Gene Ontology annotation, molecular function: wide pore channel activity. Gene Ontology annotation, cellular component: plasma membrane. The transcript has 5 exons.
UGUAGGAGCUCUAAACUUUGUGAAGGUCUGUAUGCAUCUGAAAUAACAGUGUUUGGGGUAGUCUUGUACAUGCUGUCUGGAGUCAUGCUGUUCUGGGCUGGAGAGUAUAAAUAACUUGAAAAUGACAGAGGCAAGAAAAGCCACAUAGCUGGAUACAUCUGGAGUGGACUGAUGCCACAGGGCUGAUGAGCACGUUUAGGGAGUUCAGUAGAUCUGCAGUGCAGUCUCCACCCUCUCUCCCUCUCUCUGCUUUGCCCCAGCAAGCUCAAAAGUCCUCUCUAACCUUUUUAAUUACCAUGUAACCCUUCCCAGUACAGCCUCUCAUUUUGCUCAGACCUUCUCCAUUACUUAAGACCCACGCCAGCAUCCCUCUCCUCUCCGGCCUCAGGACCAGUUUACUGCUGGAUUGAUCCACUUUACAGACUUCUACUGGACUGGGAAUUCACAAGUUGCCAGCAUGUCUAUCGCCAGCAAGGCCGCCCAGGCGAUGCUCUCUGAUGCCCUGCUGAGGGAUAGUAACGGGGACAAUCGCAUUCGACACCUGGAGCUGGAUUUGCCAUUGGAUAAAGUCAUCAAGUUUGUUUCUGUGGGCCUGCCACUCCUUCUGGUGUCCAUGGCCUUUGCCAGAGAGAUUUCUAUUGGCCCACAGAUUAGCUGCUUUCCUCCCAACAACUUCACAAUAAAGCAGGCAGCAUAUGUGGAUGCGUACUGCUGGGACUCUCUCGUGCACCAUGAGUUUGACACAGAUGGGAACUUAGAAGAGCGUUCUCUGUGGGUACAUAAAAUGUUUCCGUACUCCUUAUUGGUCAUGGUGAUGAUGAUGUACCUGCCGGCUCUGAUCUGGCAGAAUCUGGCUGUGCCAAGCCUGACCUCUGACCUGUUUUUCAUCAUCGACGAGCUGGACAAGUCUUACAACCGCUCGGUCCACCUGGCUCAGAGCAUCCUGGACCUAAAACAGCAAUCAGAAAACCCACUGCAGUUUCAGGCUGAGCUUGAGAGAGCCAAACGCAAGCGUUACUUUGAGUACCCCCUGUUGGAGAGAUACAUGCAGUGCAAGCAUGGUUCCUACUUCUUGGUCAGCAUGCUCUUCCUGCGAGGCUUCCUGCUCCUGACCUUCAUGUCCGCCUCGUGCCUCUACCUGAUCUACUUCCACCUCUCUGCCUUUCUACAAGACGAAUUCAGCUGCUUUGUGCGCACCGGCCUCCUCCGUGAUCAGCCCUGGGUGCCUGAGCUAGUUCAGUGUAAAAUGACCAGCCUACUUGUGUUUCAGGUCAUUAGCGUAGCUAACGGUGCUGUCUAUGUGCUGCUAGCUCCAAUUGUUCUCUUUAGCCUGCUGCGUUUGUUCUGUUGGGACACAACGUUCCUCUCCCUUUAUGAGGUGCUGCCCGGAUUGGGCCUCAUGAGCGGUCAGAAACUGGGCUGCCCUCUUAACGAUCUCAAUGUGCUGCUCCUCUUCCUGCGCGCCAAUGUAGCACAGCUGCGAUCAUACAGCCGCCUGAGGGCCGUUUGCUCUCUUGCACCUCCUCGACUGAAGGGUGCGAAGGGCGUGCUGAUGGGGGAACAGGCUGAAGAGGCGGCAGAGGCUGCCGAGGAGCUCGAGGAGGAGAUUAGAGAAGCCAGAGAGGAGGGCAAACUCAAUCUAGUAGACAUCAUGACUGUGCUGGGAGCAGCCAGAGGAAACGCAGUGAACUGUCCAGAGCAGCGCCCUCUUGUGGAACAAGACAUGACGCUUGGUACAGUCACUCUCAUCUAUAUACUUAAACGCAUCCUGCUCGCUGGCAUUUUCGUGGCUGUCAUAUGGGACGUUCAGAAAAUCAUCAAAAGGAUAUAAAUAUGACAUUUAAAUAUGAGUCUGCUUCUGAAAGCACAUAAAACAUUUUUACCAUUUACUGAAUUCCACAGAUUUUCAUUUAAAAUCAGUGAAAAAAAGUCUAAUAGACCCAAUUCAUACCACUUUUCUGGUAAUUGUUGCUAAUGCAUCUCACAAAAAUUUUACAUAUAAAACAAUGUUAUCUGUUCUAAAGGAGGCUUUACGGAAAAACUAUCCUUUAUAAGUUCUAGCAUUCGCAUUGUGCUCUUUAUUUUACAAAACAAGUUUUUCACACUUAACGUCAGGGUUAUAAACAAAGUUUUUGCCCCUAACAGCACUCUCUGUUUCUCUACAGAGCCUAACCACCAGAGGUACCAUGAGUUGAAGGAGACUACAACAUGUUGUUUUGCCUAAAGCACCAGGCAAUGGACUGAAGCAGCACUGUCAGACUCUAGAGGGCCCCAUAGAACAGAUGAACCUCUGAGAUGAAAUAAAGAUAAAAAUCCAAUAGCUAGAACUCCAAUUUCAUAGUCCAAAAUCAUAAAAAUUUCUGGAUUUAAAAGAAUACUUAUGGAUAUCUUACUCAAAUCACCUCAGGAAUACAAACGUAAAGUCUUUACAGACAAUUUGAAAAGCCUCCAAUAGUUUCAUUCCAAUCCAUUUUUUAUAUCAUUAUUUAUUCUUUUCAUUCUUAUUAUCUGAUUUUUGUGGAUUCCAUACUUCUUUGAAAACUGGUUCUUUACUUGACCUUUUGUUCCUGUUUGUAAGUAGGUAAAAUAAAAUGUGUUUAUAUUUGUGUUUUCUUUUUUCUUUUUCUUUUUUUUACUUCCACAUUACUGUAAAAGUCAUGAAAUCAAGAAAUCAUGAUUUCUGAAAAAUGCAAAGCAUUGAUAAUCAUAGGAAGUUUUUGAUUUAGUGAUAGUUCAUUAAGACCCAAGUCAGCAUAU